This is a messenger RNA of Periconia digitata, 1904 nucleotides long. Lineage: Eukaryota; Fungi; Ascomycota; Dothideomycetes; Pleosporales; Periconiaceae. The record is from the annotation of a GenBank genome assembly.
GAUGACCGGAGUAAUCAAAUCAUCUCGAUGCGGGACAUGUCGCAAAAGAAAGGUCAAGUGCGAUGAAGUCAAACCAGUAUGUGGGCCUUGCCAAAAGAAGAACCGCGUAUGCGAAGCACCAGUAUCGAAAUACAAGUUUACCGAAGAGCACACCACUGGUGCAUCAUCCGCACCGCCGCCUAUACAGACCACCUUCCCAGCCCUCAAGCUGGAGAAGAUUGCCAUUGUUCGCUCUGUUCCUGCUAGCGAUGGCGGAGGUUUCUUCCAAACGAUGCGGCUUGUGCGCGGGCGACAGAAUCGCCCGCAAGACAAGAUCAACAACAGGCAUAGUGUCAUCAGGAAAAGCCCACAGAUGUCAAGCACUGAAUCACUUCAACACACCCUCUGCCAGACCUUUCAAAUGUACACCGGCGGAUACCGUAUCUCGGCUCUUGCUAGCUUCGUGACUGAGAUCCCCGCGCGACUAGGUCAUUCAGAGGCCCUAGAUUGUGCGGUGGCAUGCCUUGUCAAUUGCCAUGCAUCUCUAUGUCGCAACCAAGCUCCAGUCAACGAUCGGAUGCAAGAAAAGCUAUACGCGAAAAGUAUUGUGGCACUGCAGAGAGCCUUAGAAGACCGUGUCGGAGGAUUUACAGAUGAGACUCUGGCAGCUGUCUCCAUCAUUGGGCAAGUUGAGCUCUUUGGCGGUGGAUGUCAAGGAGAAUCAAAAUGGGUAUCGCAUGCUGGAGGUGCUGCAAAGUUGCUGCAAAUACGCGGACCAGAGUACUGCAAAACCAAGUUUUCUAAGAUGCUGGUGUCGAUGCAGCGAAUGAACUCUUUGGCCGCAUCCAUCAUCCGCGGCGAGGACUGCUUUUUUGCAGAUAGUUCAUGGCAACAAAUCUCGUACGACGAACUUUUCACGCCUGAGAUACACCCGGUAAAUGUCACAUUUGUCACGGCUCUCUUGAGGCUCCCUUCGAUAUGCAAACGGAUCCGACUGUUUCAUCACAACCCUGAGCUGGUCGAUUCUGGGUCUAUAUUUCUCGACAUCUACAGUCUGCGCAAUUCAUUUGCUGAAGUGGAAGAAUACGUGAAUGAAGCAUUGAUCAAUGAGACCAGCAUAACAGUGACGGCAGCGCAGCAUGAUGAUUCACUGACUCCUUUUGCUUACCACUUCGCGUCGCGUCCGCUUGCCAAUCUAUGCGUCAUAUAUUGGGGUUUCUCGAUACUGAUAGAUACAUUACUGGCGAGAUUUCUCCCUUUUCAGCCACUUCCCACGGCAGUCACUCUCGAGGAACUCUGCGAUAAUUGCAUUCAAUACCGUCAGCGCAUUGUCAUGUCGUACGAGUAUGCGGAGCAUAGAUGGCCUUUGGAUGUCAUGUUCAUGGUUGGUCCGCUGAUAUUUUCAUAUCACGGCGCAACCGAAGAAGAGAGGGACUGGAUCAUUUCUAAGCUAUGGAGAUUGGGGGAGUUGAUGCCGAAUUCGAGGCAAUACUGGGGUAGAGCAGGUGUGGAGCGAGCCAUUCGGAUUUAUCUUGGCGAACCAAUUUGAAGUCUCCAGAGGAAUGAACAGACGAUUCUCCCUUUUCGUCUCCGAAAUUCAUUUCAAUUGCCUGUGGUUGGAAUCGCAUACUACACGUACAUAACUAUGUGCAGCUGGAACUGCUCGAGAACGCGCGUACACACAGCAGAACGUAUAAUCCACCCGAUAUUAGGUGCUCGUAAACAACAGCCAUCCUGAAUGAACAUGUCACUUUGAUCACAUAGUAAUCUCGUUCAUGCAAGCUUGUGCAACAAAACCGUGCAGCUCACCCACGUCAAUUGCGACGUGGCCAGCGACUAAACGUCAUUGUUGCGCGAUUCUGCGACAACCCCAUGGGCCAAUCUGGUCAGCAACUGGGGUUGAACAGCUAUCACAAUUCGGCAUA